AUGUCUUUCGUAGACUUGUCCUCCGUGUUCGGGCUGUCCAAGACCCUCUGCCACAUGCUUGUUGACGUGCUCCUCAUGCAUUUCCCGUCCGUCCUCAAGCAGCAGUGGGUCCACUUCUCGACCCGCGACGACCUCGACGAGAUGGCCGCAGAGUUCCGCGCCAUCAAGGGGGUACCUGCGGUAGUGGGGGCUAUAGACGGCACACACAUACCCAUGAAGGGGAUGGAGGGGCACAGGCAAGAGUACUACACGCGGAAGUCCUGCCUAAUGGAGGACUGGGAGCAGUGCUUUAACUAUUGCCAAAGCGCAACGCGCAUGGCAGUAGAGCGCUGCAUCGGCGCCUUCAAAGGCCGGUGGCGUCUAUUCGCGGGCCGCAGUGACUGCAAGCUCUGGCGCAUUCUUGCAGGGGCGUCUUGUGGCGUCAUCCUGCACAACAUGUGCGAAAUGAUGGGCGCAAGUUCAUGUGGGAGCCAUGUGACCCAUGCACGCAAGAGAAUUUUCGUUAAAGGCGCAAGCGGCUCGGCGAGGCUCUGGAGUCGUCUUACCUCACUCGGCGGCGCUGCGGACCCACACCUCCUCAUCCGCAUCUGGGUUAGAGGGGUCUUCGCCCGCCUGGCCGCAACGAAGCCAGCCGUCGUCACCGCCUUCGGCGGCAUGCAGGUCGGUCACGUUGUCCGCGUGGGCAGGGUUGUCGUCGCGGACAUGCGGGGAGGGGGCGGGCUGCUGCACGCGUUCCCGAGCAAUACGCGCAUCCUGCUCCAUCCACGCGCGGACGAGGCCUUCGAGCCUGCUCAUGGCCUCUGA
This is a messenger RNA of Closterium sp. NIES-65, 804 nucleotides long. The record is from the annotation of a GenBank genome assembly. NCBI's taxonomy places the organism in Eukaryota, Viridiplantae, Streptophyta, Zygnematophyceae, Desmidiales, Closteriaceae.